Messenger RNA from Ostreobium quekettii, 720 nucleotides. Lineage: Eukaryota; Viridiplantae; Chlorophyta; Ulvophyceae; Bryopsidales; Ostreobiaceae. The record is from the annotation of a GenBank genome assembly.
AUGCCGCCUCACAGUGUGGCGUCGCGCGAAGAGCGCGACCGUCUGCGCAAGGAGCUGCUGAUCGCGGAGAAGGCCCUCACCCGGCAGCGCGACGAGGUGGCCCGCCGGCGGCGCGAGCUGCCCUGGGUGAGGGUGGAGAAGGAUUACACCUUCGAGGCAGCGGGGGGCGCCACCGUGAGGCUGUCGGAGCUGUUCCGGGAUGGCAAGGACGACCUUGUGGUGUACCACUUCAUGUACGACCCCGACUGGGAGCUGCCCUGCGACCACUGCUGCUGCUGGGCGGAUGGCUUCAACGCCUACCUGCCGUUCUUCGAGGACAAGUUCAACUUCGCGGUGGUGGCCAAGGCGCCGUACGAGAGGCUGGCGUCGGUGAACGAGAUGAAGGGCUGGACGCUGCCAAUGUACAGCUCCGCUGCAAGCGACUUCAACAAGGACUGCGAGGUGGAGGACGUCGUCGUGAAGGCCGGGGGAAAGGAGAUACUGCUGUCGCAGGCGGCCGCCGUCAGCGUGUUCCGCAAGGAGGACGGGGUGGUCUACAGCACGUACAACACCUCGCAGAGGGGCCUGGAGUGCUUCAACGCGAUCUGGGCUUUCCUGGACACACUGCCCAACGGACGGGAGGGCUGGCACCCAAAGCACAGGCACCUGUACACUGGGAAACGAUUUGAGAAGGAGGACCGUAGCUCCGAGUCACACAAGAGACGAAAGAGUCAGGACUAG